UCUAUAACCCACAGGAAGCCCACACCACCGCACCAUAUAUUUCCUCACACUACAAAUCAUUUCUAUGUAUUUAUUUAUUGGUAGUCACCUCGGAAAGCGAGUUCGGAGGAAGGAUAAUAGUGAAAAGUCCCAGUAUGGCGGAGUAGUGGAACGCGUCUUCGGGAGUGACAAAAUGGCGACUUGUCCGAGGCCGCCGACACGUCCCUCGUCCUAGGCGGCGGGGAUGAAGAGCAGGGCCGGCGGAGCAGUGGUCAAGAGUAGUGGCGAGUAGAGGUCAAGAUGGCGAGUAACAUGUACCGCGUGGGAGACUAUGUAUAUUUUGAAACAUCAUCCACAUCACCAUAUCAAAUUAGAAGAAUAGAGGAGCUAAAUAAGACGCCCAACGGGAACGUGGAAGCUAAGGUGAUGUGUUUCUACAGGCGUCGGGACAUCUCCUCGUCCCUUAUCAUGCUGGCGGACAAACACCAGAAUGGGCACGGAGGGACCUGGGACCUGUGCGGGGGCCUCAAGAAGCUGUUAAAGUCCCAGGACACCCAAGGAACCCCCCUGAUUGAAGGUGUCACCUCAGAGGCCUCACAGCAAGGUGCCUUAGAGGAGGAUGAGAGUGACAGCGAUGGCGGGGAGGUGGGUGGCGGGGCGUCCAUCAUCACACCCACCGGGGAGAGCCUCAGCCCCCAGGAGAGGCACCAGUUGAGGCACCGGGAGCUCUUCCUCUCAUGCAGUCGAGACCUUACUGCACUCCACAUUAGGGGCAAGUGCACCGUUACCCUGCUCAACGAGACCGAGCUGCUCCUCGCCUACCUGAACAAGGACGACACCUUCUUUUACUCGCUAGUCUAUGACCCCCAGCAGAAGACCUUACUAGCUGACAAGGGAGAGAUAAGAGUUGGGUCAAGAUUUCAGGCAGAUAUUACCUCACUGAUGAAAGAAGGAGAGACUGAUGGCCGUAACCUAGAGGAGUUGGAGAGUUUGGUGUGGACUCCUUGCCACGGCCUCACAGACAGACAGAUCGACCAGUUUCUUGUCAUGUCACGCUCAGUGGGGACCUUUGCCCGGGCCCUCGACUGCUCCUCCUCUGUUAAACAGCCGUCGCUUCACAUGAGUGCCGCUGCUGCCUCCAGAGAUGUCACCUUGUUCCAUGCCAUGGACACCUUACACAAACACAAUUACGACAUCAGCAAGGCGCUGUGUUCGCUCAUACCCGCCACGGGGCCGGUGCUGUGCCGGGACGAGAUGGAGGAGUGGUCCGCCUCGGAGGCAAACCUCUUUGAAGAAGCGUUGGAGAAGUACGGCAAGGACUUCAACGACAUCAGACAAGAUUUCCUGCCAUGGAAAACGCUGAAAAACAUCAUUGAGUAUUACUACAUGUGGAAGACGACUGACAGAUACGUUCAGCAGAAGAGAGUGAAGGCAGUGGAGGCUGAGUCCAAGCUUAAGCAGGUCUACAUUCCUAACUACAACAAGCCAAACCCUGCUGCACUCUCCAACGGCAAGACCUCCACCACCACGACCACCACAACCACCACCUCCACCUCCUCCGUCUCCUCCACCUCCUCCACCAUGGUCAACGGGGCGGACGUCUCUGUGUCCGGGAAGGCCUGCGAGUCUUGCCACGCCACCAGCAGCAGUCAGUGGUAUGCCUGGGGGCCAUCCCACCUACAGUGCAGGCUCUGUAACUCCUGCUGGCAGUAUUGGAAGAAGUUUGGGGGCCUGAAGCUGCCGUCACGCAUCGGCAAGGAGGAAGAGAGCGAAUUGGAAGAAGGACUCCCUCCAUCCAAGCGACAGAAGGAUAUAGAGGGCGGCGACUCUAUACACCUGAAUCAGCUAGGGGUGGUGCCUCCGCCUGGGCUGACAGUUACUCCAGUGGGUGUCAAUGGGGGUCCCGGGGUGCCCACGCCUCCCCUGGGAGCCCCCAACACACCGAGUCGGGCCAAGAUAGCCACAGUGUCCCGCGUGGGGGGCCGUCCCCGCAUCAUCUCAUGGAUGGACGCCCCUGAUGAUGUGUACUUCUAUGCCACCGACACUACCAAGAAGCUGCGUAAGAGUCUCACCACCAACGACCUGAAGCGGGCAGCGCGCCGGCCCUGGAAAAAGAUCCAGGACGAUACAGCUGUGGUGGCAGCAGCAGCAGCGGUGGCGAUGGCUGUGGCGGCCCCGACCGUGGCCAGCCCCCAGUUUGUUGAAUGAUGCCAGAAGGCCGAGACCACUGCCCCGGUGUCCCCAUCCAGGUGCCCCGAGUCCACCAGCUGAGCCCUGCCCCCGUGAUGGCUGGCAGGGAGGUGCUGAGCCUCCCCGGCUGGGAGGGCGGAGUGGGGUUCGCAGGAGCACCGCUGCCUGGACUGAGAGGCUGAGUGGUGACAGGCUUGUGAGGGGCCUGGGCACUUGUGCAGUGGAACUCUUCUGAUGAAAGAAUCAAAGUUCAAAAUCCUCUUGUAUGUCUUAUAAGAGGCAGUGUGUGCUGGAGGCUCUGAGGCUCCAGCAGGAGAAAGGAUCUGUAGACUAGUGAGCUCGGCUGGCCCACAAGACCCAGCUGUCUGCCCCGAGGGGCGGCCGCAGACAUGAUCUGAGUACACUGCCGCAGGUUGUUGAAGGUGAGGAGCGCGAACCGCGGCCAGGAGGACCAAGGCUGAAAAGCACGAGGUUAUUUAUAGAAUUUUGGAAGCAAAAUUACUGUUAAACUAAGUGCUUUUAGUGAGACUGUUGAAAAAUGAAUUUUGUAAGUAAUGCUGGUUGACGUGUAAUUAACCGUUGAGGACUGUACAGAAAUGGCCAAGGUCGGCAUCACAUGACAGACAGUGCAGAUGUGGGAGAGAGAAAUAGAUGGCAAGUGCGUGUGCAGGCGAGGUGAGGGCUAGCCUUGGUGCUGGCGCUGGUCACUGACCCCCAUCACCACCACCCAAAGUUCAAAGUGAAAUAACAUCUAGAACAACAGCAACAGCAAAACCAACAACAGCAUAAAAGAAUUACCUAAAGAUUCAGCACCCAGACUAUUUUUUAUCCAGACUUUGUGUACAUAUGGUUGCAGCAUGUUCAUCCAAAAAUUUUCAGUGACGCGUAGUGAUAUUAGCCAUAAUUUGUGUACUUUGUAUUCUGUCCAAUUUGACAACUUUCCGCACGGUUAAAGUUUCCGUUCUGAUAAUUUUUCUACAUCUUUGGAGUGUGUUCCCCCACCCUCACCCCCAUCAUCCCCCAUCUAGACCUGUUCUCAAAAUUGUGGAGGAACUUGUGUCCCCAGCAGAGAGGCUCCUCCAGAUGCCCGUCAACCAAGCAAAUUGUAUCCGUCACCACAUCAACCUUAGUUCUGUCUCUAUCAUCUUCCUCUCCCCAUUUGUCGUCAGCCAUCAACUUCAUUAAAAAUUUGAUAACUUGUCUCAUUACGUUCUCUUCUUCCCUCCCUCACCUCUUUCCCCCACACAAGUAAUUCUUCGUUGGGUUCCUCAAGAGUACUCUCGCUGUCUGUCUUCACCUGGCGGGAGCCCGAGCUGACAGCCACCAACCACCUCCUCUCUCCUUUUGCCUCAUUGAGAGGACACCAUUAUCAUCAUCAUCUGCUCACCAUUCCCAUCAUCACUGUUUAGUUAUUUUUAUUAUUAUUAUUAAAAAAUUCCUCCUGA
This is a messenger RNA of Eriocheir sinensis (Chinese mitten crab), 3614 nucleotides long. RefSeq names its product metastasis-associated protein MTA1-like. Gene Ontology annotation, biological process: negative regulation of transcription by RNA polymerase II. The record is from RefSeq and is a predicted model, not a curated record. Gene Ontology annotation, cellular component: NuRD complex; nucleoplasm. NCBI's taxonomy places the organism in Eukaryota, Metazoa, Arthropoda, Malacostraca, Decapoda, Varunidae. Gene Ontology annotation, molecular function: transcription coactivator activity; sequence-specific DNA binding; transcription corepressor activity.